AUGAAAACCACCGCCGGCUUCGAUCUAGUCCCCAAACUCUCAUGCACCUCCCCAGAAGACCAAAAAUCCUGGAACACCUUCAUUUCCCAAAUCCGCACUCAAUAUCCAUCGAACCCAAAUGUACAAUUCAAAGAAAACUACAUCCUUUUCAAACAUUUUGAAGCGGAAGAACAUCAUCCUAUGCUCCCUUACAUAGGUCAUAAGUUCUUACGGUUUAGUUCGAGUAUAAACCCAAACCCGGGGGACAAUAGUAUUCUUAAUAGUGAUUUCCUAUCCGUGCUACAUACGGUUUGUGGAAUUGCAAAGAAUAUAUUUGGGAAGAAAUUUAGAUGGUGGCGUGACGAUUUGAAGGAAGAUGGAGAAGGUUUUUAUGGAUGGCAGGAGGUUUGGGAGAGUUGGGCAUCUUAUGAUAUGCCAAACGAUCCAACCCCCUCACCGCCCCCCAACAUCAACCCCCUUGCAAGUCCGCUCUUCAAAGUCCAAACCAUCCCAUCCAAAGGCCGCGGUCUCAUAGCCACAGUAAACAUCCCAACAGGCACCCGAAUCCUCACAGAAAGCCCUCUAUUCACCAUCCCCAGCCCUCCAAUCCCAUCCCUCGAAACCUCGAUCUCCAAAACCCUCAAACCCCUUUCGAAAGAAAAACAAUCCGCCUACCAUUCCCUCCAUAACAACUACCAGUCACCAUCUUCAACUUCAAAAAUUAAAACACCACCCCUCUCAGGAAUCUUCAAAACUAACGCUAUACCAUGCGGUUACAACUCCAGUAUCGCGGGUAUAUACCUCACCAUCUGUCUAAUCAACCACAGUUGUAUCCCCAACACCUACCACAACUGGAACGAAAACCUCGAACAAGAAACAAUACAUGCGAUCCGCCCCAUCAACGCCGGUGAGGAAAUCACAAUCUCAUAUAUCUCGGAGAGUAUGAGUAACCCGCGUCGGAAAAGAUUACAAGAAUGCUUCGGUUUUGAUUGUCAAUGUCAACUAUGUACUUCUGAUCCAAAACAACUGGAGUCGAACGAUGAAAGACGACAGAGGAUUUUGGAACUAAAUGAAUCUAUUAUGUCUAAUGUUACCGCUAGCUAUAGUACCACUACUAUUGACUCAACCCCAAUCGACUGUUUGAAGGAUUGUAGGAGGUUGAUAGGGUUGCUUGGACAAGAAUAUGAUGGGUCUGCUGUUAAUUUCGAAGGAGGGGCUUAUUACGAUGCAUUUAGGGUUUGUAUAAGACAGGGGGAUCAGGCUAGAGCUAAGGUCAUGGUUGGAAGGGCGUAUGAGAUGAGGGUUUUGUGUGAAGGUGAGGAUAGUGAGUCGUCAAGGGAUUUGAAGAGACUUGUAAUGAAUCCGACGGUUCAUAAGAUGUAUGGGUUAUCAAUGAAGUGGAGGAGUGAAGUGGAGGAUGUGCCGGAGGGGUUGGAGGGUGAAGAGUUUGAGAAGUGGUUAUGGAGGGAGGGUUGA
Molecule: messenger RNA, 1455 nt
Organism: Orbilia oligospora ATCC 24927
Lineage: Eukaryota; Fungi; Ascomycota; Orbiliomycetes; Orbiliales; Orbiliaceae
Exons: 2
Coding region: 1-1455 (484 amino acids)
Molecular function (GO): protein binding
Source: RefSeq, a predicted model, not a curated record